UGUUACGACUAUAAGAAUAUAAAUAUAUGAGAAUUGAAGUAGUUAUCAGUCAGAGCAAACAGCACUGAUUCUGACUGAUGAUGCAUGUGUCUUUGCGUUAACAUGUUUAUUGUUUACCUGACAUCACAGCUGUGGUUCAUUUUCCAUAUAACACAAGUGGAAUGAGCUGGACUGAUGUGCAGCUGUCUGUCUGUCUGUAUCUGUCUGUCUGUCUGUGUCUGUCUGUCUGUCUGUGCCUGUAUCUGUCUGUCUGUCUGUGUCUGUAUGUCUGUGUCUGUUUGUAUCUGUCUGUGACUGUAUCUGUCUGUCUGUCUGUAUGUGACUGACUGUCUGCCUGUCUGUGUAUCGGUCUGUGUCUGUCUGUCUGUGUGUGUCUGUCUGUGGCAUCAAUACAUCUGUAGAAGUGUCUAAUAUUGUGAUUUAUCAUUUUACAUAACAAAACAUAUGGACAGCGAGUGGUUAACUUCACAUGAGCAGCAGUGACCCCAGCGAACAGAACUGACCACAAACAUCUUCAGAUUUGUGCAGAGGAGGAAGCUGAAGCCUCCACUCCUCCAGGACACAGCAUCACCUGAGACACAGAAGAGAGAGCAGAGUUAAUCCUGUCUCCUGUUGAGAAACCUUUAUCAGAAAAUCUAUCCUGCUUUUCUAAGUCUUCAUUAAAUUCUGCUGUUUCACUGAUUCCCUCCCCUGCUCACUCCACCUGUGUACCUGUUGCUUCCUGUGUGUGGCUGCUUCCUUUUACAGGCAUUAGAGGUGGGUGUGACCAAGGGUUGUCAGCACCUGGGCUCAUCAGCAAACCUGGCACACCUGGGCCCUGUGUGCUGGUGCUGUUAAAACCCUGAUGGAGCUCAGUUCUUUCUCUCUCUCCUCCUGGGGGCACCUGUUUGGUUUGUGUUGUUUGCUCCACCAUUAAACAUUGCUUUUACACACUUCUUUACUCAUGCACUCACUUACACUGCUGGUCCUACAGAUUACACAUGCCAUUGUUAGUUUAGGUUGUUUUUUUAAAUAAAACAUUUGUUAAUUGGCUUCUUUGUGUGCAUCUCCCUCUUUUUAUCAUGGCCGAGCGGCCCGGUUUGUGACAAGUGGGGGCUCGUCCAGGCAGAUUUGAUCUGUUUGUGGCUGGAUGUCUAGUGAUGGGUACAUUUGGCACAAUUUGUAUUUGGGAGAUGCAUUUUUGGUAGGAAGUUGAGUUGGUUGUUAGUUGCUGUUUCAGUCUGGGGAGUUCAAUCCAGGCAUGCAGGUGGGAACUAUCACCAGUGAUUGUAUGGGCCACUAGUGGGAUGAUUUUUGGAUUUGUGGAGUUUCCCUUGAUAGGCAUAUCAAUGUGGAGCCUAACCGAGCUACUGGUUUGAGUGAUUAAAUCUCCCACCGCUAAACUGCAUGAAGACUAGGGGUCAGUGAGAGACUAGUUUUGGAUAGGCAGGCUAGGUAGAGGGGGACUUCCACAUUAUUUUGGGGUGACACUAUUAUUGUCUAGUGGAUAUGGGGAACACUGGUUGUUAGUUCUGUUGUCUUUUUCUGUUCCUGCUGAUCAUACUGGAAAAAGCAGUAUGAUCACCGGUCUGAGUUGCGUGAGUUUAGUACUGGUGAUCAGGUAUUGGCUCUUUGUCCAUUGGUGAGUUCACCCUUCCAAGAAAAGUUUUCUGAUCUUUAUAUGGUGGUUAAAAGCAUCUCAGACCAUAAUUAUUUGGCUUCAACUCCUGGUUGUAGGAAGCCUGUGAAAUUAUUCCAUGUUAAUCUGCUAAAACCCUACUAUGCUCACACUUCUAGUGCUUCUGAUGCUGCCCAGCAAGGAUCAGGGGUGUGUCCUGUUUUGGUGGUUGGUUCAGCAGGAGUGGUUGCAGGUGAGGGGAUAGACGAGGCUUUUCUGGAGCCUCAUGAAGGGUUAUCUGGUCGGCUGAAAAAUUCAGACCUUCAUGAACUUGAAAGGCUUGUUUAGCCAUUUGCCAGAAGCACAGGCUGUAGAAAUUGAGGAGCUUAUUUUGAAGUAUCCAGGGUUGUUUGGUGAUGUGCCUUCCUGCACAGAUUGGGUGGAGCAUGACAUAGAUGUUGAUGAAGCACAGCCUAUCCGUCAGCAUUUUUAGUUUCUCCAGAGAAGCGCAUGUAUUUAGAUGCUGAGGUAGUGUAAAUGGUCAGCAAUGGUAUUGCAGAGCCAUCUUCAUCAAGCUGGGCUUCUCCAUGUCUGUUAGUACAGAAAAGUGACAAAACACCCAGGUUCUGUUCUGAUUUUCGAGAGGUCAACAAGGUGACGAAACCAGACUCCUUUCUGUUACCUCGCAUGGAGGAUUGUGUAGACCAGAUUGGUGCUACGAAAUAUGUCAGCAAAUUUGAUCUGCUGAAAGGUUACUGGCAGGUGCCUUUAUCCCAAAGAGCACAGGAAGUGCCUGCCUUUAUCACUCCAUUCGGGUUGUACUCCUAUAAAGUGAUGCCAUUUGGGUUAAGAAAUGCACCGGCCACUUUCCAGCGCCCGAAGAAUCAUGUGGUGGCUGGGCUGGCUGGCUGCACGGUUUAUUUAGAUGAUUUAGUAGUCUAAAGUGAUUCUUGGUUUUUCUCACAUGCAGAAGGUUAGAGCAUUGUUUGACCGAUUGGUAGAGGCGAAGCUCACAGUAAAUCUUGCAAAGUGCAAGUUCGCUUGGGCAACAGUGACUUACUUGGGUCAGGUGGUUGGACAGGGGCAGGUGGCUUGUGUGCAUGCCAAGGUGUUGGCAGUUGAGCAGUUUCUGCAGCCUACCAAUAAAAAGCAGCUCACGAGAUUUCUUGGGAUUGUGGGGUAUUAUUGUUGUUUUUGUCGGAAUUUUUCAACAGGGUUAGGGUUAGGUUAGGGUUAGGUUAACCCUAACCUAACCCUAAAAUAUAGGAACCCUUAAAAAAUUUUAAAUUAUAUUAAAUAAAAAAAUUUAAUUUUUAACUUAUAAUUUAAUGAUAUAUUUUAUCUAUUAAUGGCACUUAACCUUUUCUGUUAAACGACAACCCUCUCCACCUGUGUACCUGUUGCUUCCUGUGUGUGGGUGUGACCAAGGGUUGUCAGUACCUGGGCUCAUCAGCAAACCUGGCACCUGGGCCCUGGGGUUUGUGACAGUCGUUAAGUCACUGCAACAUAAUGAUAUAGUUGCAGACGUUAGUUGCUUCCUCUGUUACCUCCUCCCCCCCUCCAUCCCUCGUUCUGUUCCUCCCUCCUCCCUCCCUCCUCUCUGUCAUUGUCUCCCCACAGACCUCAGACUCGCCUGAGCUCCCCUCCGCUGAAUAGAGUCAUUGUCUCCUAGUAUGUGUUCAUGAGAACAGUAGAAUUGGAUCACGUCUGUGUGAUGGACCAUGUUGCGUUGCUGCUGUUGUGUGUUGCUCCGGUAGCUCGGUGCUACAGUUCGGGUCAGGUUGUGGACAGCUGUGAGGACAUGAGACCCCACCACUCUGGGCUGAGCCCACAGACGGUACCAGCGCCCUUCAGCGUCACUGCAGAGCACAGCAGCUACAAACCUGGAGAGCAGGUCACAGUCCAGCUCCAGGCUCUGGGCUCCACACCAUUCACUGGUUUCCUGUUACAGGCUCGAGAGGUAGGGGGCCAGUCCCCUGUGGGCUCCUUCACCCUGACUUCAGGGGCCACUCAGCUGCUCACCUGCAGCCAGAGACCUAACUCAGCUGUAUCUCACAGGUCAGGGUCUGUGAAGACCUCCAUCCAAGUGACCUGGAGUCCAGAAUCUACAACAGACAGGAAGCCUGUUCAUUUCCAUGCUUCCUUUGCGCAGAACUUCAGGACCUUCUGGGUCAGCGUUACUAGUCCAACCGUGACCUUCAUUAAUAACAGUACUGGAGGAUCUGAGACCCCCCCCCCUUCACCAACAACGACCAGUCCCCUCCCUAAUACCACAAUACUUCAACCUGCAGAACCAGCUGAGAAAAUCUCCAGAGCGGACUGUGGUGUGACCAAGGUGUGUUUCAGUCAGCCUUCAGACUGUGACCCUGCAGUCAGCGCUGACUGUUACUUCAUGUCAGCCAUGAUGUUGUCUCCCAGUGAUGCAGCCGUCCGCUAUGAGCUGACAGGGCCGUCCGAUGGAUACGUCUCGUUCGGAUUCUCAGAUGAUCAGAUGAUGGGAAACGAUGACAUCUAUGUCUGUGGUGUUGGCAGUGAUGGUCUGGUGAGGUUACAGCGCGUCUUCUCUACAGGUCGAACCACUCCACAAGCUGUUCCUCUGGGGAACGUCUCCGAGCUCACAGUGUCAGCAGAGGACAGAGUGAUCAGCUGCUGCUUCACCUCCAUGAACUCCAUCUCCACUCAGAGGAGCACCGGCCUCAAAAACUCCUACUACCUCCUGUUUGCUCAUGGGCCCAGCAGCAGAGGUCAGAUCCAGUUCCACACAGCUACCUUCAUCAGCACUGACAAGGUCCACAUCUCCAGACCUCAGACCAUCAGAGAAGCUGGACAGCCUCCGAUCAUCAGAGCCCAUGGAGCUCUGAUGCUGACAGCCUGGAUGACCGCAGGGUCUCUGGGGAUGAUGGUAGCCAGGUAUCUGAGGGGCAUGGCCAAAGGACAGACGCUGUGGGGCAAAGACGUCUGGUUUUUGGUCCAUGUCGUAGUGAUGAGUGUGACUACAGCAGCCACAGUCAUCGCCUUCAUCCUCCCCUUCUCACAUGUCCAGACCUGGUCUGAAGGAGCUCAUCCAGUGUUGGGCUGCCUGGUGAUGAGCUUCUCUUUCUUCCAGCCCAUCCUGGCUCUGCUGCGCUGUGGACCUCAGCACCCACUGAGGUACCUGUUCUACUGGUCUCAUGUUCUGAACGCUCUGGUCAUCAAAGCUUUAGCUGUGGCAGCCAUAUUUACAGGCCUGAAGUUGAUUGACAGCAGUCCGGACCAAUGGCUGAUGAAGGUGAUGGGUGGUUUUGUCAGCUGGGAGGUUUUGUUCUUCAUCCUGAUGGAAGUUCAUGUAAAGUGGAAGGUUAACAGAGCGGAUUCUUUGGAAUCGAACAUGAUCACAGCUGAUCUCCUGCUGGUGGCGCUGUUCCUCCUGGGGAACAUCAGCUUUCUGGUGGCUCUGCUGGUGGGAAUUGGGACGUCAUGAAUGAUGUGGGAGCAAAAACAACCCACUGAAACGAACAUAUUGAUUUAAUGUUUAACUUGUAGACUCUACCUCAAUAAAUCUAAUGAAUUUGUUUUCUCUAAUUUGUACCCUGUGAACAUAAUUAAUUCAGUUUAUAUGUAACCGUACAUGUAUGUUUGAAUGUGGACAAUGAUGAUCAGAUAUGAUAAGCAACUCUUAUUUUAACAGACUGUAUUAACAUGCUGUCUGCUGUGUUUCUCCUUAGUUCAUAGAGCGUAUAAUGUCAGAUAUCAAGGACCGAUUCCCUUUAAAUAAAUAAAUAUA
Seriola aureovittata is the source of this 5360-nucleotide messenger RNA. RefSeq names its product putative ferric-chelate reductase 1. The coding region runs from base 3279 to 5057 and encodes 592 amino acids. NCBI's taxonomy places the organism in Eukaryota, Metazoa, Chordata, Actinopteri, Carangiformes, Carangidae. Gene Ontology annotation, molecular function: oxidoreductase activity, acting on metal ions. The record is from RefSeq and is a predicted model, not a curated record. The transcript has 15 exons.